CGACUAUCGACACACCAGCUGUAAUCUUAUUAUCUCUAUGUAUUGUUUAAAAUUUUGCAUUUUUAGCAUAAUUGUAUAUAGUUAAUAUUAUAAUACGUGAAAAAUAAUGCGCGCCUUUUUCACGGAUCCAACACAUAAUAGUGGAGCUCUACUUGCGUUUUGCUCGCAUCGGGUUUGAGUGCUUUUUGCCCAUAUUUGGUCUAUUUUGAUAGUUAAACAAUAACAAAUCUCAUUGCUGACUAAGCGGCGAAAGUGGAGUGCAGCAAAGUCCAUCGACAAUCACCAGACAAUUAUAGGUAAGGUAAGAGUGCGAAAUGGAUACAACAAUGGUGCCGAGGUCGUCUACCCGUAUGAUGCCACCGGAGGAACUGGCAAUGCAAUCGCUCACCAAACAAAUUUUCAAGUCGAGACUUUUUCGCGGCUACUACCUGGGACGCUGUUUCGUGGAGCAGAUCGGGGAUUAUCGAGAUGUUAUUGCCCUACAACGCAGCGAACGGGAGCUGGAGAAACUCCUGCUCACCAGUGCAGGCCAACUGCAGAUGUUCUACCAGCGAUUUGUGCCCAAUAUGUGGGUGGGCAUAUCAAAUGGUAGCCUGGGAAACUACAAGCACACACCACAUCAUGGCCAGCUAGAGACUUGUAUUUGGGCGGAGAUGGAUGACUUGGCCUUCGGUGAAUAUUGGUUUAGCAUAAAAACCCUGCGAUUUCGGGACCAGGAAGUGCUGCUAAAGCUUAAAACUGUUCGACCCGUUGAACCAGAGUCCCAGGCGACGCCAAGAAGAUCCAUCUCUAUUAACAGGAGCACGGCAAGCAAUGCCAUAAAAUCAGCAAGCGAGAGUGUGGCCGCAGAGAGCGAGGUGACCGAUCAGUCCCCUCAAGUGGGAUUGUCCGACUUCUUGGACGUGCUGCGGCAGUGGGGUGAAGGCAUCAAGCAGACCACCUACGAUUUUAUGGCCAACGAUGUGAACAAACACAACAUCAUGGGCACCAUACGCUUCCUGGGUCUGCUUCUCUUCUCAAUAGGGGGCGGAGCAAUUGCAGCCUUGCGGUUCUUGGGAAUCUUUUCCGUAAGAUUCCUCUUCGAGCUAAGCCGGCUAACACACACCCUCACGCCCAUUCUGUUCCGAAUCCUAGAGUUUUUGAACAAGAUUGUGGGUGCCUUUUUCAUAUUGCUAACCAUGAUAUGGAAGGACAUCAUAAACCGUGGUCAGCCGCCAGCCCCCAAGCAGCCGCUAGAAGGAAGUUCCCGCUUCAAGAGCAUCACCUACGAGCGUAGCGAGAGACGGCGCUGGCAAUGAUCCUCCAGUCGAUAGCACAAGUGGAAUGGUGGAAUGUCUUGUAUUUAGUGUAAUAUUUUAGGUGGAAGAGAUUCAAAUUGCAAUUGUGUUACUAGAGUUAAGCAACCUGGAAGCCCCACACUCAGAUCGAACCGAUUAAGUAGAAAAUUUAUUUCAGAUUUUAAGCCAAAAUGCAAUAUGUUAAAUUAUUCGAGAAACUUGUUAAAUUUUAACCCGUUUAGUGUCUAGUCUUCGUCUAUUUAUGUAUUGAAUUGAAAACUUUUUGUAUAUUAAAUGCACCAUGAAUGAAACAAA
Messenger RNA from Drosophila subobscura, 1592 nucleotides. RefSeq lists its product as uncharacterized. Bases 315 to 1298 code for a protein of 327 amino acids. The record is from RefSeq and is a predicted model, not a curated record. NCBI's taxonomy places the organism in Eukaryota, Metazoa, Arthropoda, Insecta, Diptera, Drosophilidae. The transcript has 2 exons.